AUGGAUGUUGAUGACCAAAACAAUGCCCAAGCUGCUAUCGAUCAAAACAGAGAUCGAAUUGAGACAUUUCGUGCCAAUCGCCAUAACACCCGGACUGUCACCAGGAACUGUAAAAUGGAAACAGCUCUCAACGAGCAAUAUCGAGGCUUACUCGUACCUCUAAGAACGCUUUCAGAGGAUUACACAGUUGUCAGGCGGGACGCAUUCGACUUGGUGAACAUGGAUAUUUUACGAUGGGUCGAAGAAGAUGGAAAUGAUGCAACAUGUCCUCCAAUAUUAAGCCAAGCAUACUGGGAGAAGGCAUUCAUGUUGUGCACAUUGCCACCUACCCAUAUCGAGCCAACUGCUGAGCCCAACUUCUUGCAUCUCACUCAGACUUUCAACUGGUGCCUUCAGCAAUGUCGACUUCGUCAACCAAAUGAAUUUCCCGAUGGCAUUGAUCCAAAUGUGCCCCAACCGCUCUAUGAUCCUCCAGACUUCAACUCAGGCACUUUGAGACGACGUCUUGCAGCUGAAUUUGCAAGAGGAGAAGCAAUCCCUGCUGUCAAAAAUCAUCUUGGUCUUAAUCCACCCAAGUAUAUGAAACAUACCUUUACGGCUUUCUUCUAUGAAUUACAAGACCGUAUCGGACGCAAUUUACCACGACGACCACAAGCAUUCGCAAACGUAAUGACAAAGCAUUUGUUGAAUCAUGACCCACCCGAAGAUGUUGAUUUCCACCUUGUUGAUUUCGAUGAGCAGCCAUUGGCUGUCGUGGCUGAGGUUAAAGCUUAUUAUCAAACCCAUUAUGAAGAAUUUGAAGGCUCUUUUGCCAAUUAUGAUCUCACUGAAGUUGGCAAGAAACCAGGCCGACGUGUCAACAUGGCGUACAUUCCGGGUGCACUACGAUACCUUGCAGGCCUGCUGUCCAUGGAAGCUGAGAUUUUGGAUAGUCAACGCUGGACUGUGAUCCCUAUAGGCAAGCUCCAAAUGGCAUUCGUACCUGUGGAUACCCAUGUGUUGUAUUGGCUCUGUCGUCUUGCCCAUGAAAACCCAGACAUUGACUUCCAGGCACCGCCUGCAUUGAUGCGUGAACAUCCAGGGCGUCGGGGGGAUAUCUUUAUCCCAUUAAGCAGCAUUUAUGGAAACGUAAAUCCUUUGCUGAAGGAGGCUUUCUUUGAACAACUCUUCAACCUGGAUCCUAUAUCUAAAAGAAGAAUGCGAUACUCUGCAGGUUAUGUUUUCAACCCGAAUGUGGAACCAAUAACUUUCAAGUUCUCCUUCAAUACUGAUGGUGUGCGUGCUUGUUUUCACUUUGUGCGAGCUCUGACGACGCGACAGGGAGAACGCAUGCCCGAUACUUCAGCUGAUGUGCGUUACUACCCAAGAGAGCUUGAUUUAACCAACUGGCAUCGCGGCAUGUAUCAUUUGAACAAGGAACCAGGUGGUUUGGAUGGGCAGCGCUUGCAAGCAAGUCGAAUCAUCGGCAUUGAUCCCGGCAUUAGGGAAGUGAUUACAGGCACCGACACGAACGUGAACUUAGCCGAUCCACAAACAAGACAACAGCAUGUUGUCAGUAUCUCCAACAAGGAGUACCAGAACCGGUCCCUCUCCAACUGGAUAAAGCAAAAGACAUUGUCUUCCCGCCAAAAGAGUGCCUAUGACAUGCAUCAAGUAUACUUGGCUCUUAAGGCCUUCCCACAUCAUACAACCAACUUGCAGGCAUUUUUUGAUCAUGUGCACUUGCGGUGCCAUUUACACCAUAUACUUCACCCUUUCGCCUCCCAAUACCGACAUAGGGAGCAACGUUGCAAAACGUUUUCAGCAAGAGUAUCAGCUCAAGAAUCCAUAGUGAAUCAAAUUCUCGGAUUAGAGGAUGUCGCAGAUUUACGCAAUGAUUUCUUUGGUCAUCGUCAUGGUGGUAAACACCAAAGAAGGGUUACCAGGCGAGCUGCACGUGCUCAACGACGUGAACAAGAUCAACGACGUGAACAAGAUCAAGACGUGGUUAUGGAGGAAGCUGAUGUGCCGCAGGUGGAAGCUGAUGAGCCUGAGGAGGAAGCUGAUGUGCCGCAGGUGGAAACAAUUGUGGCAUAUGGAGCUGCUCGAUUUGGUGCCACAUCAAAACGCCAUCAAGCUGUUCCUGUCGAGACACUCAGGGCACGGAUCGCACGUCGUGCUCUCCUUGUUUUGGUUGAUGAAUUUAGAACAAGCGUCACGUGCCAUGAGUGUCAUGGCCGCUUACAACAAUUCAGGCAGCGACAGACCUUGAUUUGCGAGCACAAGAAGAAAGACAUCCGUGAUUCCUGGGUUGUUGGUGAUGAUGAUGAUCUCAGUGUUGUACGUCGCAAAUCUCGACAAUGGUGCUUGGAUGAUGAUGGACAACGGCUCCACUGGACGUCAACCUGCAAUGAUCGGGUACAAGUCGAUGAUUUCCGGAACAAUGUGUAUGCGCUCAAGUGGUGCCCCGAUUGUCAGACUGUGUACGAUCGUGACAUUGGCGCAAGCAGCAACAUCCAUUUGAUCUUUGAGCUGUACAUGCUAAGCGAUGGUGAAAUCGAUUCAAGGCCACCGACAAUGCAACGUGGUCAAGUACAAGAAGUAGUGGACGAGGUGGAAGCUGAAGACGAAUUGGAAACGGAUGAUGAAGAUGACGAGCUGUAA
Molecule: messenger RNA, 2643 nt
Organism: Lichtheimia ornata
Lineage: Eukaryota; Fungi; Mucoromycota; Mucoromycetes; Mucorales; Lichtheimiaceae
Exons: 17
Coding region: 1-2643 (880 amino acids)
Source: RefSeq, a predicted model, not a curated record